Molecule: messenger RNA, 1562 nt
Organism: Protopterus annectens (West African lungfish)
Lineage: Eukaryota; Metazoa; Chordata; Ceratodontiformes; Protopteridae
Gene: PRDX5
Product: peroxiredoxin 5
Exons: 6
Coding region: 131-619 (162 amino acids)
Biological process (GO): cellular response to oxidative stress; cell redox homeostasis; hydrogen peroxide catabolic process
Cellular component (GO): peroxisome; cytoplasm; mitochondrion
Molecular function (GO): thioredoxin peroxidase activity
Source: RefSeq, a predicted model, not a curated record
ACCUCACAGUGGGUGGGGAAUGCUUUCAUUGCAACGCCUCCGUAAACAAAAUCUGUUGCUCUACUUCCAAGCGGGCAUUGAGUCGGUACUUUAACAUUAUUGAGCCUGAUUUAUACCAUACUGCCCCACGAUGCCCAUUAAGGUUGGAGACAAGCUUCCUGGUGUUGAAGUUUAUGAGGGAGAUCCUGGCAACAAAGUGAACAUAGCGGAGCUCUUCAAAGGGAAGAAAGGUGCUCUCUUUGCACUUCCUGGAGCCUUUACACCAGGCUGUUCAAAGACUCAUUUGCCUGGAUUCAUUGAGCAAGCAGAACAGCUGAAAAAGAAAGGGGUGGACAUUGUAGCUUGCAUCGCUGUAAAUGAUGUAUUUGCUAUGACUGCUUGGGGACAGGCCCACCAUGCUGAAGGAAAGGUUAGAAUGCUGGCUGAUUCAACUGGUGCCUUCACUAAGGCAGUGGACAUGUUUCUUGACAAUGCCCAUUUAGAAGAAGUGUUGGGGAAUAAACGUUCAAAGAGGUACUCCAUGGUGGUGGAUGAUGGUGUAGUUAAAGUUCUCAAUGUUGAACCUGAUGGAACUGGCCUGACUUGUAGCCUGGCUAAAGAUCUUGUGUCCCAGAUUUGAGCAGUGUGGUCUGAAGAACAGGUGCUGGACUUGGUGUCAGUGGCAGUACUGUACAUGACUUAAACUAAUGAAACCAUGGUAUAGCUUGAAAUAUUACUGAAGCAGCUUUCAGCUAACCCUUUUUUUUCUUGGAAGGCCAUAUCCACAUUUAACAUUAUUGUGUAUUGUAGAAGUAAAAUACAGCCAUUUGGAGUUUAAAAAUCAUCACUGGUUAGAAAAAAAAAAUCAUCAUGUGGUCUUCUGCACUUAAUCUAGAAAAGGAUAUCAAACACUAAUUUUCUCUUGAUUACAUACAUUACCAAACUGUUACAUUGAAUAACUACACAGCAGUAUCUGCCUAAACUGGCUUGUGUCCAUUCCUGUUUUUUUAAGCUGCAGAUGCUUAGUUAGAAGGAUUGCUGAAACAAUCCUUCCAUUCUGUAAUUCACAGCUGGUGUAGCUCCUGGCCAGACAAGUAUUCAGGCACUGUACUCCAGGGACAUUUUGAAAAAUGUUUACUUGAGUGCAGUGCUGAACAGAAAAUGGUGCAGAUGGAAAAAGAAAUAGCAUUAUCAGGGUGUCAUGAUCUGUACUGCCUCUAACCUGUUGUCCAUUUGUGUACAGUGGCUACUUUAAGCAUAGAGUUAACUCUAAUUUAUCUUAAUUAAUCAAGCACAUCCCUCUUUAGGGAUUGUGAACAAAAUACUUUUUUGUUGCUCACAUUUAACUGUAACUACUACUUGCAUUUUCCAGCUGCCGUUUUAAAGUCCUUUUGUCAUCAGGCAUGUAAAUACCUGCUGUUUGAAAAAGAACUAAGCAUUCUGAUUUUUAUGUGGACAGAAAGGCACUUUGAUACCAUAUUACAUGCAUAUUCUUUGUUAAUUGUUGAUAACAAUUUUCAAUAAAUGAUGCAAAUAAAUAAAAUAAAAAUGUAUUUUGGAAGAAUAAAGGAUCAUCAUCUCUA